Cyprinus carpio (common carp) is the source of this 2320-nucleotide messenger RNA. Its product is annotated as opsin-5-like. Gene Ontology annotation, cellular component: membrane. Gene Ontology annotation, biological process: G protein-coupled receptor signaling pathway; visual perception. Gene Ontology annotation, molecular function: G protein-coupled receptor activity. The record is from RefSeq and is a predicted model, not a curated record. NCBI's taxonomy places the organism in Eukaryota, Metazoa, Chordata, Actinopteri, Cypriniformes, Cyprinidae.
UACAACUGCUCUUUUAUGGAAGAGGGAGGUGGGGAGCAUUCACAAUUACACCUCGCUGUCAACCACUCGGUAUCACAUGCACGUGCAUUUGAGCACAGUCUUGCGCAAAAACUCUGAUCAGCACCGGAAGGUCUGAUAUCUGGUUUUUAGUGUCCCACGCGAAGCCACUUAACUGUGCGUGCCCCCGCGAUGUGGGUCCGAAUUGCGAACUGACGAAUGAUCACGGAUAAAGCGGAGGAACCCCUUCGGCUUCCCGAGGAGAGGCGAGGCUGACGGCUGUCACGAUGCAAGGACUGGACAACAGCACCUUCCAGUCUAACAUCCCAAUGGCUGCUGACAUCACAGUGGGCAUAUUUUACUCCCUUUUUGGUGUUUGUUCGCUCUGUGGAAACAGUAUGCUGCUGUAUGUGUCCUACAAAAAGAAGCACCUCUUAAAACCAGCCGAAUUCUUCAUUGUUAACCUGGCCAUCAGUGACCUGGGCAUGACCCUCAGCCUCUACCCCCUCGCGGUCACCUCAAGCCUCGCACACAGAUGGCUUUAUGGAAGGACAGUGUGUGUGAUCUAUGCCUUCUGUGGUGUUUUGUUCGGGAUCUGCUCUCUGACCACUCUCACUAUUCUGAGCACUGUUUGCUGCCUCAAAGUCUGCUAUCCACUUCACGGUAAUAGGUUCACUUAUGAGCACGGUCGUGUGUUAAUAGCAUGCGCGUGGGCCUACGCACUCGUGUUCGCAUGCUCCCCCCUCACCCACUGGGGGCAGUACGGUCCUGAACCCUAUGGCACAGCUUGCUGUAUAGACUGGGCCUGGUCCAAUCACGACUCAGUUGCUCGCUCCUACACCUCUGUGCUCUUCAUUGCCUGUUACCUGCUGCCAUGUGGUAUCAUCAUCAUCUCCUACACACGCAUACUGCUCACGGUCCGAGAGUCCCGCAGAGCGGUGGAGCAACACAUCUCAGCACAGACACGCAUGGGAAACAUCCAGGCCAUCAUUGUGAAGCUGAGUGUGGCGGUGUGUAUAGGAUUCUUCACUGCAUGGAGUCCAUAUGCACUAGUGUCUAUGUGGGCGGCGUUUGGCCACUUUGAGGACAUCCCGCCCCUGGCAUUCGCCAUCCCUGCAGUUUUUGCCAAGUCCUCCACCCUUUAUAACCCUCUCAUCUACCUCUUGCUCAAACCCAACUUCCGCCACCUCCUCUGCAAGGACAUGCGCUCCCUGCGAGGGGUUUGCAUGCACCACUGCCUGUGCCAUUGUUUUCCCCGCUGGAGGUAUCGCCCAUCACUAGCCCUCAGUCUGCGGCCCCUGCGGCGUCAAGGCCAAUCCAUCUCAGAAUCAAUGGGGGGGCCUGUAGGUCUGUUUCAUUGCCCUUGUGAGAGGUGCAAUGACCCAUUUGAGCAGUUUAAGCACUACCCACGCCGCUGUCCCGUCACCGUGAACACUGUGCAGUUGUCUCUGCAGGACAGCACCGAACUCGAAUUGGAGCCGGAGCUGGAACGAAAACCUAGAGUGAUAAAAGAACGCAAACUAAAGAGCCAAUCAAUUGAGUGUAAGAAGUCUGUGCGGGUGAUCGUGAGGGGGCGGAAAUGUUCUGAGAUUGACAGUCUGGAGAUCACCUUGGAAACAGUGCCUGCUCUCGGCAAUGCUGCCAAAAACGCCAAACUGUAACACCUGAGUCUAUGCAUGGGUGUGUGUUUAUACGCAUGUGGUGCUUGUGUGUAUUCACUUGUCUCAGAGGGGAGUAAAUUGAUUUUUUUUUUUUUUUUUUUUUUUUUUACAUAUGCCUCAGUUAAGACUCUGACAACAAAUGACUUUCUGUAGUAUUGUGUGUUAAUUUGUCUGUAAUGGAGUGCAAUGAUUGUUUUUUAAAUUCAUUUUUUUGUAAGAAAAGUUUUCUUAAGAACAACUGACACAAUAUUGGUGUUUUUUUAAACUCAUUGAAUUUUUAAAUGAAGUGUUAUUCAUGUCUUAUAGCUACACAUGCAUUCUUGAAGUCGCUUUAAUCAGUGUAUAGCUGUUGGAGGAACAUCCUUUUAAAUCACUUUGGGCUCUUCACACUUGAAAUAGUUAACCCUUGGUUAUUCUAAACCUCUGGGUGAAUUGAAUCCUGGGUUAAUUUGCUUCAUGUUUCAUAUUGCUUAUAAUUACCAGGGGGUUAACAAUUAAUCCUGGGUAUUCGUACGCUGUUUCACACCGUACAUCCUAAACCCCCGGUUAAUGUUCUUAUAUGCAUAUUUGCGAUGUCAGUGUCACUGACUUCAUGAAUGCAGCACUCAACCUGUUUACAUAACAGCUUUAGCAUUAUGUAAUUCAUAUUAUAUAUUGCAUAU